AAAAACAAAAAACACCAGAAUUUGUCACUUCUUGAGGUCAGCAGCCAAGCACUGCACAGCACUGCUUGAGCCACCAUUUUAAAGAGACACCAACAGCCAGGGACAAAUUGAAUGUGCUAUAAUUUACGUUGUGUACUCAAACGAUAUUUAAUAAAUAUGCAAACGUCUUGCCAUAGUCACUGCUCAAUUAUUCCGUUACCUAGCAACAAUGCAUUUCGAAAUCGAAAGGUUUGACAAAAGAGAAAUACCAUAGUGCUAACGGAGAAGCAAACAUAUACUCGUGCUAGUCAGCUGUGCCGCACACAGAAAACAUGGCAGCUGCGGACACAGACAGAAGCUUGAAGAUGAGCGAAAUUAAACAAUGCCUCCCACAAAUGAGCAAGGCAUUAUUGUCAGCCGCCUGUCUGAUUUGUCCCAAUGAACCAGUGGAGUUCCUUCAGAGAGUGCUUAUUGCAUUCCAGGGACAUGAUAACCUGCAAACUGUCGACUGGCAAAAAUUUGUUGAUUAUGUAAACGAGUCCAUUACAAAAGAUUCUCUGAAAUUCAAAGCUGUGGACACAAGUUCCCAAAGCGCCCAAAUGGAGCUGUAUUGUCAAAUGGAAAAGGCUGCCUCUUGUUACGUGAGACACUUACUAGGUGCAUGCUUCAGGGCGUGGAAGAAGUUCAUCCAGCAGAGGAAAGAAGAAGCCAUAAAGACUGCUCUGCAGAUGGAGGUGGCAAAGGCACAUGCUGAGAAGAGGUGCCGGAAUGCCGCUUUCAUUGAAUGGCUGAACUUUGUGAGGGUAUUCAAGACGAGAAGAGCAAACUUCAUUGUGAAACUUCAGAGUCUGGUGAACAAAAUCCGCAUCAAGCACUACAUAACGUCUUGGUACAGCGCUACUAUGGAUUCAAAAAGGCACAAAGAGUAUUUUAAGAAGUUGGAGGCAAAUGUCAAAGAAUUGGACGGUAAAGGUAAAAGUCAGCGGCCUUCUAUGGUUCUGCCGCCUCAGAAAAGAUUUGAUGGAAUAGCAGAGCUCCCUCAUCACCUCUCACUGAAGAUCUUUCAGUAUUUAGGAUUAAGGGACUGGCUAAACUGUUCUGAGGUGUCCAAUACCUGGAAAUCAAUCGUCCACUCAGGCACGUUGUGGAGUCAGAUUGACUUCUCGGUGGGGAAAGACUGGGUAACAGACACUAUAGUGCAGAAAAUCCUGAAGAGCUACCGGCCCUUUGUGACCCACCUGAACCUGCGCGGCUGCCAGUCGACAAAAUGGUCAAGCUUAAAAUAUAUCAGCGAAUGCAAAAACCUGCAGGAACUCAACUUGUCAGAGUGCUUAGCAAUUUCUGAUAUGAUGAUUCAGAGAAUUACAGAGGGAUGUCAGUGCCUGCUCUACCUGAACCUUUCUUACACACUCAUAACAAACCAGUCUUUGAGAGCAAUAAUCAGUAAUUGCCGCAGCCUUCAGUACCUGGGACUGGCCCACUGCUGCAGAUUCACAGAUGAAGGAUUUCUAACCCUGGCCACGGAGGAAGGUGGUCGAAAUCUCAUGCACCUCGACUUAACCGGAUGCAUUCAGAUGACACCAAAAGGGUUCGAAUACAUUUCUGCAGGAUGUCCGUCUCUCAAAGAGGUUGUGAUGAAUGACAUGCCAAGUCUGUCAGACACCUGUCUUUUGGUCCUACUUUCCAAGCGUUGCACUCUGUCCUCCAUCUCUCUGCUGGGCUGUCCUCUCCUGUCCAACAUCGCCCUCAAAAUAAUCGCAAAAGUAGCCAAUCUGAAGAGUUUCAGUAUUGAGGGCAACUACCAAGUAACUGAGGCGAGCUGGGAGGUCCUAUGCGGCUUCUCCACUGCUCUCAGCAAGCUCCACGUGGUAGACUGUAAUGGAAUGACCGAUGAAGGCAUGAAAUAUGUGUCCUCCCUCAGACACUUGAAUUACCUGGAUAUUUCACUCUGCAGCAGGGUGAGUGAUGUUGGAAUCAAAUGGUUGACUGAAGGUUCCUCAGCAAAUAAACUGCAACACCUUGGCAUCAGUCAGUGUGGCCUCAUUACUGAGUUCUCCAUCAAGAGGAUUGCACGAAGGUUGCAGAAACUGUUCCACCUUAAUUUGAGUUACUGUGAGAAGGUGACGGACCAGGCUUUGGAUUACCUGAAUGGCAGCUCCAUCCAGUCUCUGGACCUGACUGGCUGCAACAUCCGUGAUCAGGGACUGGAUUCACUUAAGAAGAUACAGCUAAAGAAGAUUGUAGUUGCCAAAUGUAUAUUCAUCACCGAUAUGGGCAUAGAGCUGUGCGACAACAUGAGAGAUCUGGAGCACAUUGACAUUUCCCAAUGUCCAGCUCUGACCGACGCAGCAAUCGGUGCCAUUUCACUUUACUGCAGAAGUCUCCUCAGAAUGAAGAUGGCAGCGUGUCCACAGGUUCAGUUUGCAUCUGCAUAUAGAAUGACGGAUAUGGCGAUCGUGUAUCUGACCACUGGCUGUCAGUACCUGCUAGAACUCGACGUGAGCGACUGCAGACUCCUCACCGAUCGCUCUCUUAAAAGCCUAAAAAAGAUUUCUCCUCCACUUAAUACCAUCAGAAUAAACAACUGCACAGGCAUCUCAUGGGAGGCUGCCGUAAAACUGCAAAAACGCGUCUCGCACUGGGAGUACAGCAGCGACAGACCUUCCACCUGGUUUGAUUGUAAUGUACACAAGUUUACAAUGGCCCCGAAGGAUAACGAUGCAUGGAUGAGGGAGAGGGACUUGUGUGCAUAAGCAGCAAUUCCGUCCGGAAAGAUCAAAAUUCUGUUUAGAAACAGAAAAACCUGGAGGAAUGAUUAUCUGCAAGCUGAGGUCGCAAGAUUUAGUUCUCAAAGUCCGGUGUCCUGUGACUUUUAGGUGCAUACUUCAUGCAACCUACCUGAACGGUUGAACUGCCUCCUCAGCUGGGAACUAGAAGAUACAGAGUCCUGCUAAACGACCUAAUUAUUUCAUCCAGGUGUGAUGAAGCAGAGGCGCACCUAAAAGCUGCAGACCAACAUCAGGGACAGAAAUUUGAGGCCCCCUGUUUCUGGUCACUCCAACCAUCGAUUUAGGAGCUUUUCUAAAUGUCUUUAAACAUUUAAGUGUUUUUAUUUUCACUAAUAUUUUUUAAACCAAUUAUAAACCAGGUUAUGAUUGGCCUGGCUUUGUCGAGGUAAUUCACCCAUAAUGCAGGUCUAAACCCUUUCAGUGUUAUUUUGUGCCCUUUUGCAGAAGAAAUGUUCAACAACUUCUAAAGAGCACAAACUGUUAAUGAGACAAAUAAAGUUUAAAAUUUA
Molecule: messenger RNA, 3277 nt
Organism: Poecilia reticulata (guppy)
Lineage: Eukaryota; Metazoa; Chordata; Actinopteri; Cyprinodontiformes; Poeciliidae
Gene: fbxl13
Product: F-box and leucine-rich repeat protein 13
Biological process (GO): SCF-dependent proteasomal ubiquitin-dependent protein catabolic process
Cellular component (GO): SCF ubiquitin ligase complex
Molecular function (GO): protein binding
Source: RefSeq, a predicted model, not a curated record